This is a messenger RNA of Puccinia graminis f. sp. tritici CRL 75-36-700-3, 1137 nucleotides long. RefSeq lists its product as uncharacterized. The record is from RefSeq and is a predicted model, not a curated record. The transcript is spliced from 2 exons. Lineage: Eukaryota; Fungi; Basidiomycota; Pucciniomycetes; Pucciniales; Pucciniaceae. Bases 1 to 1137 code for a protein of 378 amino acids.
AUGUCUAACCCUACAACCCAAACUAACGACGAUGCCGAUAACCUUAAUCUUAAGGUGUCGGGCAUCGUGCAACUUAAACCUCAAGGUGCGGACUCAAACUACCUCGAUUGGAGUUUCGUGGUCCUUCUUCACCUGAAGUCCCUCAAACUAGCGUACGUCCUUGAGCCCAAGGCUUCUCCUACCAGCACUGAGGCGAAAUUGACGACUCCGCUUCCUUCUUCUCGAGUCAACAACAGUAUUGCCGUCUCGUCGUUCAUCGCUAGGACCAUUCAUCCUAGUAAUCUUAGGUUCAUCAGAGCUCACGGCGCUGAUGCUGCAGCAAUGUGGGCAUCGCUAUCGCAGGCACACCAAGACUUCUCUUCAGGAGGUCGCAUGCACUGGCUGCGACAACUCGUCGUUGCUCGACUCACCUGUGACAACAUUGAUUCGCACAUCGAAUCGAUGGCAGUUUGCGCAGAGCGCCUCGGGUCGCUGGUCACACCUGAGAAACCCCUCACGGUUGACGACAUUCACGCCACCGCCCUCCUUACUUCGCUUAUGGAUGAUUGGCUUCUGUGUGUAUCCUUGCUGAUGAAUGAGGAUUCUGUAACUUCAUCGCGGAUCGUCUCGGCCCUCAAGGCCGAGUCUCUUCGUCGUAAGGCUCGUCGCGAGGACGACACUACCGUCUCCGUCUCCAAGGCUCGUGCCGACUACGCUAAAGGCAAGCCUUGCUUCAAUGAAGCACUCCACUGCUCCUUUUGCAACCGAUCCGGCCACGACCUUGCUAUCUGCAAGAACGCCGCACGGGUGCUCCCUGAGCAUAAGUCCGGCCACUCAUCAGGUAACACAGGAGGUCAUUGUCAUCCCGAUUCUGCUCGAGACAACAGACGACAUGCGCCCAACAAUCGCUCGUCCAAUCGUGCUGCUUCCACUUCUAAGCCCCCUGUGACUGCAGGUCAAGCCACCAUGGUGGAGCUGGGUUAUGAAUCCUACGACGAGGAGUCAGACUUCUCGGUUCCCGAGCGCGCUGGAAAUGCCGCUGUUGGCACCUAUCCUGUGGAGUCUCCCAGCAAUGUUGAUGCCAACAUUGACUCAGGAUGCUCCAUCUCAAUGACUCCUCACGAGUCCACUGUCGACCUCACUUCCGCUCUCUGUUGA